This is a messenger RNA of Chelonoidis abingdonii (Abingdon island giant tortoise), 3163 nucleotides long. The record is from RefSeq and is a predicted model, not a curated record. Lineage: Eukaryota; Metazoa; Chordata; Testudines; Testudinidae.
CUUUUGCCAGCAAGACAAGUUGCCAAUUACCUUCCAGUCCUGUGUGAUCACUAAGGAGUGCCAGGUGUCGGAGUGGUCUGAGUGGAGCCCCUGUUCCAAAACAUGUUUUGAUAUGACAUCCCCUAAAGGAAAUCGUACAAGAACACGGACCAUUAAGCAGUUUCCUGUUGGCAGUGAAAGUGAAUGCCCAGAGCUAGAAGAAAUAGAGCAAUGUAGCUCUCAAGGAGAUGGUGUGGCACCAUGUGUUAUGUAUGGCUGGAGAACCACAGAGUGGACAGAAUGUCGUGUUGACCCUUUACUUAGCCAACAGGACAAAAGACGAGGGAAUCAGACAGCUCUGUGUGGGGGUGGAAUUCAAACCCGUGAGGUGUACUGUGUGCAAGCUAAUGAAAAUCUCCUCUCCUAUUUAAAUACCCUCAAGGAAAAAGAAGAAAGUCAGUCACAGAGCACGUCGAAGUCUAGUGCUGCACCACUUCUAUCAAUCACUUUUGAAAUAACAGCCUCCAAGCCUGUGGAUCGGAAACUGUGCACAGGACCUGUACCUAGCACCACCCAAUUGUGCCAUAUUCCUUGUCCAAUAGAAUGUGAAGUGUCAGCUUGGUCAGCUUGGGGACCAUGCACCUAUGAAAGCUGUGAAGACCAGCAAGCCAAAAAGGGUUUUAAAUUAAGGAAGCGGUCCAUCACAAAUGAACCUACAGGAGGCACUGGAGGGACAGGAAAUUGCCCUCAUUUGCUUGAAGCAAUUCCGUGUGAGGAGCCCUCUUGCUACGAAUGGCGAGUAGUGAGACUAGAAGAGUGCAUACCAGACAAUGAGAAACAUUGUGGACCUGGCACUCAAGUUCCAGAGGUGGUCUGCAUCAACAGUGAUGGAGAAGAGGUUGACAGACAGCUGUGUAGAGAUGCUAUCUAUCCAAUUCCCAUUGUCUGUGAAGUUCCAUGCCCAAAGGAUUGUGUACUCAGCAUGUGGUCUGGAUGGUCCUCCUGCUCUCACACCUGCUCAGGCAAAACCACAGAAGGAAAACAGAUGCGAGCCCGCUCUAUCCUGGCAUAUGCAGGUGAAGGAGGCAUUCAGUGCCCAAACAGUAGUGCACUUCAAGAAGCACGCAGCUGUAAUGAACACCCUUGCACUGUGUACCACUGGCAGACUGGGCCCUGGGGCCAGUGUAUAGAAGAUGUCUCUGUGUCCACUUUCAACUCAUCUACCAGUUGGAAUGGGGAGGCCACCUGUGCUGUUGGGAUGCAAACAAGAAAAAUCAUUUGUGUGAGGGUCAACGUGGGACAAGUGGGACCAAAAAAAUGUCCUGAAAGCCUUCGACCAGAAACAGUGAGGCCUUGUUUGCUUCCUUGUAGGAAAGACUGUAUUGUGACUCCAUACAGUGACUGGACAUUGUGUUCUUCCCCAUGUCAAGAAGGGGAUGUCACAGUAAAGCAACAGUCUCGCCAUCGAGUCAUCCUCCAGCUCCCUGCAAAUGGUGGCCGUGACUGCCCAGACACGUUAUAUGAGGAAAAGGAAUGUGAGGCUCCUCCUGUGUGCUAUACUUACAGGUGGAAGACCCACAAAUGGCGCAGAUGCCAACUGGUACCAUGGUAUGUUCGCCAGGACAGCCCAGGUGCCCAUGAGACAUGUGGUCCUGGACUACAAGCAAGAGCAAUUACUUGUCGCAGACAAGAUGGAGGACCGGCUGACAUCAGUGAGUGCCUUAAAUAUGCAGGCCCUUUACCAACGUUAACACAGGCCUGCCAGAUUCCUUGCCAAGAUGACUGUCAGUUCACAAUCUGGUCAAAGUUUUCUUCCUGCAAUGGGGAUUGUGGAGCAGUCAGGACGAGAAAGCGCUCUCUUGUUGGAAAAAGUAAGCGGAGGGACAAGUGCAAAAAUUCCCAGUUGUAUCCUCUGAUCGAGACUCAAUUUUGUCCUUGUGACAAGUACAACGCUCAGCCUGUGGGGAACUGGUCAGACUGCAUCUUACCAGAGGGCAAAGUGGAAGUAUUACUCGGAAUGAAAGUACAAGGAGAUAUCAAGGAAUGUGGGCAAGGCUAUCGUUACCAGGCCAUGGCAUGCUAUGAUCAGAAUAGUCGGCUUGUGGAAACAGCACGAUGCAACAGUCACGGUUACAUUGAAGAAGCUUGCAUUAUUCCGUGCCCUUCAGACUGCAAGCUCAGUGAAUGGUCCAACUGGUCUCGCUGUAGUAAAUCCUGUGGAAGCGGCGUAAAGGUUAGGUCCAAAUGGCUCCGUGAAAAACCCUACAAUGGUGGAAGACCCUGCCCCAAGCUGGAUCAUGUCAAUCAGGCUCAGGUAUAUGAGGUGGUCCCGUGCCACAGCGACUGCAACCAGUAUAUAUGGGUUACAGAACCCUGGAGCGUCUGCAAAGUGACCAAUGUUGACUUAAAGGAGAACUGUGGAGAAGGUGUGCAAACCAGGAAAGUGAGAUGCAUGCAAAACACAGUGGAUGGUCCUUCUGACACUGUUGAGGACUACCUGUGUGACCCUGAAGAGAUGCCUCUUGGUGCUAGAAGAUGCACAUUGCCAUGCCCUGAAGACUGCGUUAUGUCUGAAUGGGGCCAGUGGUCUAGAUGUUCCUUGCCCUGCAAUGGAAGUAAUGUACGUGAAAGGUCAGCGGAGCACCUAAGACAACCCGAUGAAGGAAAGGCUUGUCCUGCCUCCACUGAGACAGAACCUUGCAGUCUGAACAAAAACUGUUACCACUAUGAUUACAAUGUGACAGACUGGAGUACGUGUCAGCUCAGCGAGAAAGCAGUCUGUGGUAAUGGCAUCAAAACAAGAAUGCUAGAUUGUGUUCGCAGUGAUGGCAAAUCAGUUGACCUGAAGUAUUGUGAAGUGCUUGGCUUGGAGAAGACGUGGCAGAUGAAUACCUCCUGUGUGGUGGAAUGUCCUGUGAACUGUCAGCUUUCUGACUGGUCUCCAUGGUCUGAGUGUUCUCAAACAUGUGGCCUUACAGGAAAGAUGAUACGAAGAAGGACAGUAAAUCAGCCUUUCCAGGGCGAUGGGAGACCUUGUCCAUCUCAGAUAGAGCAAUUCAAACCCUGCCCGGUAAAACCUUGUUAUCGAUGGCAGUAUGGCCAUUGGGCUGAAUGCAAAGUUGAGGUAAAAGCUGCAAUGGAGAUCUGCAAUUAUUCUGUUGAGUGCAUCCAGGGAUAUUUGUGA